Molecule: messenger RNA, 639 nt
Organism: Penicillium diatomitis
Lineage: Eukaryota; Fungi; Ascomycota; Eurotiomycetes; Eurotiales; Aspergillaceae
Product: peptide-methionine (R)-S-oxide reductase
Exons: 2
Coding region: 1-639 (212 amino acids)
Biological process (GO): response to oxidative stress; protein repair
Molecular function (GO): peptide-methionine (R)-S-oxide reductase activity
Source: RefSeq, a predicted model, not a curated record
AUGAGAACCCAAAUCAUCCGUGUUACUGCUCCUCUUCGGCACCGCGCCCUCACUCAACCUGUUCUUUCCGCUCGCCUGUACUCAACUUCGUCUCGCGCAAGCCCUCGUUUUACGCCGGGAAACAAAGCCCUCAGAGCCGCACCGUCAAUUCCAUUCUUAGGAGCAUUGUUCAGUUCCAAAGCACCCACGGAAGAGAUGUCGUAUCCCGACCAGCGAAGUGAUGAUCAGUGGCGGGCUGUUCUGAGCCCUGAGCAGUUCCGAGUUCUCCGUGAAAAGGGCACCGAGCGCCCCGGCACAGGAGAAUACGAUUCACAUUACCCGACCAAGGGCGUCUACACCUGCGCAGGUUGCGACGCGCCUCUUUACACUGCCGAUCAUAAGUUCAAGUCCGGUUGUGGUUGGCCCGCCUACUUCGACUCGAUCCCCGGAGCGGUGACACGGCAUACGGAUAGCACUUUUGGUAUGAAGCGCACGGAGAUCGUGUGCAGCAACUGUGGUGGGCACCUUGGCCAUGUGUUUGCGGGUGAAGGAUUUCCUACGCCCACGGACGAGAGACAUUGUGUGAAUAGUGUCAGUCUGCGAUUCACUGAGGAUGCAGAUGCCGCAGCGAAGAAGCCUGCAGAGAAGUCCAAGGCAUGA